UUCCUUUAUAACUCACUCCCUUCACAUUUCGCACCGUUCCGUUCCUUAUUUUCUCUCUCUCGCUCUCUCUCUCGCACACAAACCCAAACCCAAACACAAACACAAACAGAAACAGUUGGAUCCGAGCCUAUGUGAAAAUAGAGUACUAUCAUUCUCUCAAAGAUUUCGAUACCAAAAAAUUUUGGUUACUCUGAUGGCGUCAACGCUGAUCUCAAACAACGUUGUUGCCAACACUGAUCGUUCACGAAAGAAAAAGAAGAAGAAAACCCAAGCCAGAGAUCAACAGCUACAACAACAAGAAGAUGAUAAAAACCACAACAAGUGGAAAUCGGAAACUCAACAACAAAUCUACUCUUCCAAGCUCCUUCAAACUCUCAGCCAAGUCCACCUCAGCCCUCCUCCUCCUUCGGCUACGGCUACGGCUACGCGGCGCGGUCGAGUCGUGCGCGAAGCCGCUGAUAGAGUCUUGGCUGUGGCGGCUAAGGGAAAAACACGGUGGAGCCGUGCCAUCUUAACGAACCGGCUCAAGCUCAAAUUUCAAAAGAAGCAUAGGAAGCAGCCAAGAGUGGUGAGUGCCACCGGGACUAGCCGGUCGCCCAAGAAGCCUAAAGUGAGCGUUUUGAGGCUAAAGGGGAAGAGCUUACCGGCUGUGCAGAGGAAAGUGCGUGUUCUGGGCCGGUUAGUCCCCGGUUGCCGGAAGCAACCCUUGCCGGUGAUUCUAGAAGAAGCUACCGAUUAUAUAGCCGCACUUGAGAUGCAAGUCAGAGCCAUGACAACCCUUGCCAACCUUCUCUCCGGCUCCACCUCCUCCUCCUCCUCCUCCUCCUCCUCCAGCUCUAGCUCCGGGCCGCCGACUAGCUGAUCACACUGUUCUCUACUGCCACGUGUCCUUUCCAUUAUCUCUCUCCCUUUUUUUUUUUUCUUUCUUUCUUUUUUUCUUUUUUUUCUCUUUUCUCCUCCCCUCUCAAAUAUCUCUAUUAAUUCUCUGUUAAAUACGAUGUUGCUCCUUUCUCUUGCAAGUAAAAUUAAAAAUCUUUUCAUACUA
Molecule: messenger RNA, 1045 nt
Organism: Quercus robur (English oak)
Lineage: Eukaryota; Viridiplantae; Streptophyta; Magnoliopsida; Fagales; Fagaceae
Product: transcription factor bHLH148
Exons: 2
Coding region: 194-862 (222 amino acids)
Biological process (GO): regulation of DNA-templated transcription
Molecular function (GO): protein dimerization activity
Source: RefSeq, a predicted model, not a curated record